Molecule: messenger RNA, 1283 nt
Organism: Klebsormidium nitens
Lineage: Eukaryota; Viridiplantae; Streptophyta; Klebsormidiophyceae; Klebsormidiales; Klebsormidiaceae
Source: the annotation of a GenBank genome assembly
AAUCAACCUUGGCCGGCCACAGGCUCUGAUCGCCCUUUGGAGAAGCUCAAAGGAGACUGUCCAGAGCUUGUGCAGGGUGCAGGCAUCUUGUUGAGUAGUCAAGGUGGUGGUGGUGGUCUCUGAAAUUUGAAAAGCAAACGUCGAUCACCUAAGUUAGCUGAGAUUGGGCAGCAAUUUGCGCUGGACCCGACCCGCGUUCAUUGGUUGUGAAGCGCCGACCCCUUCUUGGGCGCUAGGUCGCUCGCAAUGGGGAAUGUCAAAUCAAUCUAUCUUAUUCUGUACAACAUGAUCUUGGCUGGAGGGUGGACUCUUGUUCUUGUAAAGGCGAUUGAGGCGCUGCGGACCUCAGGCCCCGAAACGUGCAUUGAGGCGUGCAUCCCGGCCCUGCAAGUCUUCCAGACGCUUGCCAUUCUUGAGAUCUUCCACAGCCUCUUCGGUAUUGUGCGCUCGCCUCUCUUUUCAAACAUUGUCCAGGUUUUCUCGCGAGUCUUCGUAUUGUGGGCCAUCGUAUACAGCUUCCCGGAGGUACGGACGUCCGUUUUCGGAUCCAGCCUGUGCAUAGCUUGGGCGUUGAGCGAGAUCAUCCGGUAUGUCUUCUACGCGCUCAAGGAGGCUCUCGGGGAGGCUCCGUACAUUGUCUUGUGGCUCCGGUACACCCUGUUUAUCGUUUUAUACCCGGUGGGAGCGGGUAGCGAGGUGGUGCUCACAGUUUUGGCGCUGCCGUUCGUUGCGGCGUCCAAAAAGUUCAGCUAUCCGAUGCCGAACCGGUUGAAUUUCGCCUUCGACUUCUACCCGGUCGCAUGCGGGGUCCUCUUCAGCUAUCUUUACGGCUUUCCCUUCAUGUACACACACAUGUUGGUCCAGCGAAAGAAGGCUUUGGGUCCACCUAAGGCCUCCCCAACGAAGAAACAGUCUUGACGCAGCCCUGGCUUGUGCAGCUCCGAGCUUGUACCGAAGGUCCGCAUGCAAAUAACAAAAUCGUCAAACACACCGGGCGCUGUGCUCCUCAAAAGAUGCGGAACUCCGUGAACCUAACUUGCUUUCAAAUUACUGUGAUGGCUUGGGCUCGCGUCCGGUAACAUGCAAGCGCGUCAAAAGAGAAUGAUGGACAGUGCACACGAGAUCGUCGUUCUUCAUCCUUUGUUGGCUUUAGCACACACGAGUCAUAACACGUUGGAGCGUUCUCUGAACCGUAUGAGGACAUAUGGCCACUUGUUUAAAUACAUCGCAAUCCAAAGGCUUUAGUAACACUGUGCAUGUAUGCAAUGAUGAUCUGAUCGGAU